Molecule: messenger RNA, 1701 nt
Organism: Penicillium manginii
Lineage: Eukaryota; Fungi; Ascomycota; Eurotiomycetes; Eurotiales; Aspergillaceae
Exons: 5
Coding region: 1-1701 (566 amino acids)
Biological process (GO): fatty acid metabolic process
Molecular function (GO): medium-chain fatty acid-CoA ligase activity
Source: RefSeq, a predicted model, not a curated record
AUGACUAGAGAAAAGCAACUUGCUCUUGUUCGAGGCUCUAGCAGCCAGGAACUGUGGUCGAAGUCUCUAGGCGAGAUCAUCGCUGAGAAAGCAACUUCCCUAGGGGACAAAGAACUCGCCAUUUUUCCCUGGCAGGAUGUCCGCCUAUCCUACAGACAACUGGCCGAACGUGGAGAAUUGGUCGCGGCGGCGUUGCUAGGGGCUGGUAUUCACCAUUCGGACUGUAUUGGAAUCAUGGCUGGAAACCGACACGAAUACCUCGAAGUCGUGAUCGGCGCAACGUCUAUUGGAUGCCAUGUUUUGACCUUGAACACUACUUACAAGCCUUGGGAGCUCCGCAAUGCAUUGCAAAAAACUUCAUGCCGUGUUCUUUUCAUCGCUUCUACGAUUGGAACUAGAAGCUUAUCAGAACACAUUCAACUUCUCACUUCGUCAUCCGAAAUUGUUCGUCUGCCAGAUUUGGAACAGACAAUUAUCUUAGGAGGCAUUGGCAAUUCUUCCUUUGCCGGGAGUCAUCUUUAUGAUGAGUUUCUCGCUUUGCACGGUGAAAAAUUGCCCGACGCAAAUAUUCCGGUCGCACCCAAUGAUGUUUUGAGCCUUCAGCUUACGUCCGGAACUACUGGGGAACCCAAAGCGUCAAUGCUUACCCAUAUAAACCUCUUAAACAACGCCAGAUUCCUGGGUCAACAGAUGGAGCUUACAGGACAGGAUAUUGUUUGCUGUCCGCCGCCGCUAUUUCAUUGUUUUGGCCUCGUCAUGGCAUUCUUCUCCACGCUCAUACAUGGCGCCAAAAUUGUGUUUCCAUCAGAUCACUUCGACCCGGGCCUUGUUUUGGACGCUCUUCAACAAGAGGAUUGCACGACAUUACUCGGCGUCCCUACUAUGUUUGCCGCAGAGCUGGAGAUUCUCCAUGAGAAGAAUUACUCACUGACCAGCUUGUGUAAGGGGCUAGUAGCAGGGUCCCCAGUGUCACCAGCCAUGAUGUCCGAACUCCGAAAACACAUGGGGAUUGACGGUAUGGUCAUUUCGUACGGAAUGACGGAGACGAGCACGAUUACUUUUAGUACAUCUCUUCUCGACUCGAUUGAGAAUCGCACCAAGACCGUCGGUACGGUGAUGCCUCAUGUCACUGCCAAGGUCGUGAAUGAGCGCGGAGAUACGUUACUUCGCGGUGAGAGAGGAGAGCUAUGUAUCAGCGGAUAUGCGUUACACAGGGGGUACCUAAACAAUAGGGCCAAAACGGAUGAAGUGAUGAAGAUAGCAGACGACGGCACGCUUUGGAUGCACACUGGUGACGAAUGUCUCAUUGACGAGGCCGGGUAUUGUCACGUUCUUGGAAGGAUCAAGGACAUCAUCAUUCGUGGCGGAGAGAAUAUUUUCCCCAAGGAGAUCGAAGAGCAUCUCCUACGACACCCUCAAGUUGUCGAAGCCAGUGUCAUUGGCAUUCCGGACCCGAAGUAUGGCGAAGCGGUUGGUUGCUUCCUCAGAUUAUCAGAUGAUAGACCGAAGCCUCGCAAGGACGAGAUUCAAAACUGGGUGCGAGCGGAGAUGGGGCGAUCAAAAACUCCACAAAGUGUGUUUUGGGUUGGACCUGACGAAGCGUGUUCACAUAUCCCUCAGACUGGCAGUGGAAAACAUCAGAAGCAUGUGCUCCGGCAAAUGGCAUGCACUUUGCUAGACACUCAUGUUCAAACGGAAUAA